Molecule: messenger RNA, 493 nt
Organism: Mucor mucedo
Lineage: Eukaryota; Fungi; Mucoromycota; Mucoromycetes; Mucorales; Mucoraceae
Exons: 1
Coding region: 138-443 (101 amino acids)
Source: RefSeq, a predicted model, not a curated record
CCACUCAAGAGUUUUCCUUCAAAGUCCAUCAUUUAAGCUCAAAGAUAAAUUGUGUUAGCGACGCCUUAUCGCGUUAUCCUCCCGACCGAACUGAUCCUGUGGAGAGUGCAAAGCCUGCUGACGAAUUGUUGGAUACCAUGCUCGACAAUUUGAUGAUCACCGAAAAUUAUAUCACUGAAUCGAUUUACGAGGAAUGGUUAAAGAAGAUUUAUGAUUACCUCCAAGCGUGUGCAGCAGGGAAUGUUGUUCAGAUGGAUCACGAACCCAAAAUAAAAAGGCUAAGUUUAAAGUACACCAUAUCUGAAAAUCGGUUGUAUCGCUGGGUUUCGUCCACUCGUUAUGUAAGGGUUCCUGCAGUAAAGGAAAGGCGUAAUGUUCUUGAAUAUGUUCACGAUGGCCAUGGACAUCAAGGUCUACAUGUUGUGGAAAAACGGUUUGUUUGACACGGAAAAAUAAAAGAUAAAAAAACAGGAAGAAUAAGAUUAAUAUUGCU